CCGCCCAAGCCAACCUAACAUUUGAGCUGCAUAAUUCAUUGUGACUGUUAAUGUAAGAGAAGUUUAUAGCAACUUAGUGCAAAUUUGCAGUACAGAACAAUACAUAUUUUUAUAUACUCUGUUGUAUUGUAAGCAGAAAAGUUAGUCCUGCUGUUAAAGUUCAUUUGUGUGUAGAGUAACAGCCAGCAGCAUCAGCUAAUAUAGCCAGCUAAGCACAGGUCAUUACAGGGUCAAUCUGAGUACUCUAGUCACCUGACAGUCUAGUCCAAUCAGAACCCAGCCUCACUCUGGGAGCUCUAGAACCUAGCCAGACAGCCAGCAGCCAUCUUAGAGACAGAAUCUUCAGAGAGCAUGUCAGAGUAAAGAAACUGCCCUUAAGAUCCUAUGAGGCGAAAAUAGUUCUACCACUUUCUACCACAUUCUACCGCAUUCUAUGCGCACUUACUGCACGUAUAUCGCAACAAUAUUAAUAAAACUGAUCAUCUUUGUUCCUGAUUCCCUAUCCUGAUGAUGUUACCAAUAAAGAAAGUUAUUUUUGUACCAGUGGUAUGUUCUUAAAGUCUUUCAAGGAUCCGAGGACAGUUACAGUAGAACUAUUACCCUCUGAGGAGGCGAGAAGACGCACCUCAUCAGAGCUACAGCAGAAGUCAUAUCAAGUGUGCCUCAGAGUGUAAUUUCAAGCCCUUAAAGAGACAGUGCGCUAAAAAGUUAAACAGCACUGUAAAGCUAACCUGCCUUUUCUGUGGCCAUAGAGUUGACAAAAUACCACAGAAGAAGUACAAAUAGAGCCCAGUAUUGCACCCAAGUAGAUGUAUGCCUCUCCUGCAGCCUUCAGAGUCAGAGCAUUGCCACAGCGAGAGCGCACAUAUCGACAAGCGUGUUAAUGCCCAGAGUGAAACAACCACGUGCUGCAAUUCACCCAGAGACAUCGCACACAAGCAGAGCAACAAUCCUGAAUGCUGCAUCUCAGCUAGUAAAGACACAGACAGCAUUCAGAAAGUAACUCAAGCAAGCCACAGACAUUCACAGCUGCAUCUCUGCAAGCAAAGACACAGACCGUCAGCAUCCUGUAAGCAACUGCAAGCAAGCCAAAGUCCCUCACCUUGCAUCUACUUCUGCAAAGACUGAUCCUGAGUGAUUUCUAACUUCUAUAGAGAGACACUUAAUUUGAAUCAGCAAGCCGAGUCACUGUAUCCUGCUCUUCACAUUAAGGUCAGGGUUUCCUGUUUAUUCCUUAUUGAUGGUCAUGUGCUGACUUUAACACAUUAAGAGGUAUUGAAUAAAAGGUAAUAAGAACUUUUAAAGAAUCCAGAGAUAUUUGCAUUAUAGGGACUUUAUGUGAAUUUGAAUAAAGUUAUUUAUUCCUUUGUGUUUAACUUUAACUCUUUCAGGUCAAAAUGUCUGUUUAUAGUGAUUCAAUGCCAUUGAUAGAGGGUGAAGUGUUAAAUAGUGAGAGAUAUUCCCUACAGCAGAAAGUAUUAGAGUUAAGGGAAACCUUAAAGUCAGAGAUAAAUCCUGAAGAGAUAGAAAGGAUAAAUUGUGACAUAAAAGAGUACCUGUCUAAGAUAGAGAAAUUAGAAGCUGAGCUUAGGGAGUCUCAAGCAGUCUCAGAGCAGAUAAGCCAGUUGAGACAGUCAUCUCGUGAGAGAAGACCUGCCCCAAAAAUGCUAGAAUAUAUGCAACAAGAGGCUGCACACAGAGAAAGGAAAUUCAACCAAAUGUACAUAAAAUGGAAAACGCACACUAAUGAGGUUCGCAUGAAGCUAAAACAAGAGUGUACAGAGCAUGAAUUAUCCAACAUGAUGGAUGCUGUAGAGAAACACGAGUUAGAUAUGAAGACAACAUAUGAGGAGCUAAGGUCUCACACAGUACCCUCCCAGGACAUUAAAAGGAAGAUCGAUACAUGCACUGCAAUAACAGCAGAUUUAUUAGGGCUUAUGAGAAUACGAUCAAUUGAAAACGACUUUGACGCAGAGACAGAGAGAACAAGGCUACUAGAACUUUAUAAAAGGGAUUAUGCAAAGUCCGUAUAUGGGUCCACAGUUUCAAGAGUAGCAUCUUCUAGCAAACAUUCUAGCCACUUAUCUAAGUGCACCAGUACCUCAGCCAAAAGAGUAGAAGCAUCUGCACAACUUGCCGCUAAAAGAGCUGAGAUUGAGAUGGAAGCUGUUAUCGAAGCACAACGUCAACAAUUAAAAAAGUUGAAAAACCAAAGAGACAUCGAGGUCAUAGAAGCUAAACUUAAAGUAUAUGCUGAAGAGGAAAUAAAAGAAAAUGGUGAUAGAUCCAGAGCAGUACUUCCCGAGGGAACAGAUCCCUGUCCCUCUAUCCUCACUGAGGAAGACAGAAAGAAAUCUAAGGCAGUGUGUAGUGAGAGAACAGAUCCCUGUCCUUCUAUCCUCACUGAAGAAAACAGAAAGAAAUCUAAGUCAGUGUAUAGUGAGAGAACAGAUCCCUGUCCUUCUAUCCCCACUAGUCAUCAUAGUGACCAAGGAAAUGUUGCAGCUAUUGCUCAAGCAAUACAUGAGACAAUGGUUCUUACAAGACUUCCAACUCCUGAACCAACUGUAUUUUCAGGAGACCCAUUGAAGUUCAUAGAGUGGAGUACAAGCUUUGAAGCACUUAUUGCACGUCGCUGCUCCAAUCCAGCAGACAAGUUGUUCUACCUACAGAAGUAUGUUAGUGGAGAAGCAAAGAGUGCUCUUGAAGGUAGCUUCUACAGGAAGGAUGAAGAAGCCUUUAAACAAGCAUGGGAGAAGCUGAAAACACGGUAUGGUCAUCCCUUUGUAGUACAGCGAGCCUUUAGAGAAAGACUUAACAGUUGGCCAAAGAUAGGCUCUAAAGAGUAUGUUAGGCUUAGAGAGUAUGGUGACUUCCUGCAAGCAUGUAGCAACGCCAUUCCUCACAUAAAGGGUUUGCAAGUACUGAAUGACUGUGAAGAAAAUCAGAAAAUGUUACUUAAGCUGCCUGAUUGGGUGACCUCAAGAUGGAAUCGUCAUGAACUAAACAGUUAGACCAAGGAAAGGAGUAUCCCAGUUUUGAAGAGUUCUCUUCAUUUGUCAAUUCAGAAGCACGUAUAGCAUGCAAUCCAGUGUCAUCCCUCCACAUUCUGAAACCUUUGGAAGGAAAGCCAACGAGAGAAAUAAAACGUGCAAAGGUCACUUCAUUUGCAGUCGAUACAAUGACUAAAGACCAUGAUACCAAUGAGAGUAAGACUAAGGUCAUUGAUGUACUGAAUAGAGAGAAAGCACGGACAGAGAGUCACACACCUCUUCAAUGCAUGUUCUGUGGAGAGAACCACUCCAUCUACAAAUGUCAACAAAUGAAGG
Xenopus tropicalis (tropical clawed frog) is the source of this 3329-nucleotide messenger RNA. RefSeq lists its product as uncharacterized. The transcript has 2 exons. Lineage: Eukaryota; Metazoa; Chordata; Amphibia; Anura; Pipidae. The record is from RefSeq and is a predicted model, not a curated record. The coding region runs from base 1398 to 3014 and encodes 538 amino acids.